Molecule: messenger RNA, 450 nt
Organism: Entrophospora candida
Lineage: Eukaryota; Fungi; Glomeromycota; Glomeromycetes; Entrophosporales; Entrophosporaceae
Source: the annotation of a GenBank genome assembly
AUGUCAGCUUCAGAAUCCUGGAGAUGUCUGAAUUAUUGUAUUCGAUUAACUAAAACAUAUGAAAAUAAAGAUCCAAAAUUGACUCGGGUAUUAAAUGAUAUAAGGGACGAAACUUUAUCUCAUAAAACUAAUAAUAUUAUCAAAAAUUUGCAGAAAACUCCUAAAUAUCCUAACGAUGAUAUUAAAGUUUCAGAAUUAUUAUCAGAUAGUGGUAAAGUAAAUUCAAUAAAUAAUAAAAGACUAAGAAUGAUUCAAAACAAAUUAUAUGAAUAUACAGCAGUAGACAAUGUGUUGGGAGAUGAUAAUGAUCGACAUAUAAAAUGUUUUAAAUGGACUAUACAAGAUAUUCAAGGAAAUGUGUUGGCUUCACGUCAUCAGCGACAACGAUUAUAUUCUGAUGAAAAAUUACAAAAAUUCCAUGCUUCUUUAAACAUACUUGCAGAUUCAUAA